Molecule: messenger RNA, 1809 nt
Organism: Dendrobium catenatum
Lineage: Eukaryota; Viridiplantae; Streptophyta; Magnoliopsida; Asparagales; Orchidaceae
Product: formamidopyrimidine-DNA glycosylase
Exons: 10
Coding region: 116-1441 (441 amino acids)
Biological process (GO): base-excision repair
Cellular component (GO): nucleus
Molecular function (GO): oxidized purine nucleobase lesion DNA N-glycosylase activity; DNA-(apurinic or apyrimidinic site) endonuclease activity; zinc ion binding
Source: RefSeq, a predicted model, not a curated record
UAAUCCGCAUUAAAAAAUAAUAUAUGAAUUUUGCGGAAAUGGUUUAGCCCGUCUCUCUGGAGUCUCAGCUUGGGUUUUAACAAGCGCGACAAUCGAGAUCGAAACCAACCGAAAGAUGCCGGAGCUCCCGGAGGUAGAGGCGGCGAGGAAAGCGAUAGAGGAGCACUGCACCGGCAAGAAGGUUCGACGCUCUGUCGUCGCUAACGACUCCAAGGUCAUUGAAGGCGUCUCCCCAUCCGAGCUUGAAUCGGCUCUCGUCGGAAAGACUAUCAUUGCCGCACUCCGCAAGGGCAAGAACCUCUGGCUCCGCCUUGACUCUCCUCCCUUUCCUUCCUUCCAGUUUGGAAUGUCUGGCGCUGUCUACAUCAAAGGCGUGGCAGUCACAAAGUACAAGAGGUCUGCUGUCAGCGAUGAGGAUGAAUGGCCUUCGAAGUUCUCGAAAGUAUUCAUGGAGCUAGAAGAUGGUUUAGAGUUGUCGUUUACUGAUAAGAGACGUUUUGCCAGAGUUCGCCUGCUUCAAGAUCCAGAGGCGGUGCCCCCAAUUUCUGAACUUGGUCCAGAUGCUUUGCUAGAGCCUUUGCAAAUUGAAGAGCUUGUAAAUGCUUUGAGGAAAAGGAAUACUGCAAUUAAGGCCCUAUUGCUUAAUCAGAGUUUUGUUUCUGGUAUUGGCAACUGGAUUGCUGAUGAGGUGCUUUAUCAGGCAAGAAUCCAUCCCCUGCAAAUUGCUUCAAGAUUGUCAAGGGAAGAUUGCGAAUCUUUGCAUCGAUGCAUUGAAGAGGUUAUUCGGUAUGCUGUUGAAGUUGACGCAGACUGCAAUUCUUUUCCUAUUGAAUGGUUGUUUCAUUAUCGGUGGGGAAAGAAACCUGGAAAAGUAAAUGCCGUUGAAGUUGGAGCAGAUAGUAGUCAAUACCCUAGUAACUGGAUUUUUCAUUCCCGAGAAAAGAAAUCUGGGGAGGCAUUUGUUGAUGGAAAACGAAUUGAGUUCAUUGCAGCUGGUGGCAGAACUACAGCCUUCGUACCAGAAUUACAGAAGCUGAUUGGUGUCAAAUCAGUGAAAGGCAAAUCCAACCAAUCUAGAAAGGCAAACCCUGAUGAAGAAGAAGAUGAUGAAGGUAGUAAAGGUGAAGAGAUUGAGAAAGAGAAAGAAAUUAAAAGACAGCCUAAAAAAGGUAAAAAUAAGAAGGUUGGUAGCCAUAGACAACAGAAGGUAGAUGCUUCAGGUGACAACAGUGAGGAAGCUAAUGAAAAGGAAAAACCAAAGAAAAAAAAUGGCAAGAAGCCAUUGGCGGCUGACAAAACACAGCCAAAGGUUGUUAAAGCAAACAGAAAUGAACUGAAAUCACUUGAUAUAAGAGCAAAGGCACAGGCGAAGGAGUCAUCAAAGAAGAGAUCAGGAUCAAACGAAGCUAGUACCCAGCAAAAGAAGAAAAUCAGGAAGUGAGGUUGAUAGGAAAUACUUGAGUUCACAAGUAAUCCUACCGGAUCUACUCGAGUUCGCAAUCAAAUCUAACUAUAAUCAGUAAAAACAGUGAGAAAAACGUAGAAAUCAUCGUGGAAGAACAAUCAAACAAUAGCAAAAGGGUAUUUUGGAGGCAGUAGUAAUUGAUGGUAUUCGCCUUUGGUUUCUGUUUUUAUUUUAUUUUUUUGCCUGGCUUCUGCUUUUCCAAUGUUCUAAAAAGUGCCUUGCAAAUUUCCAAUAUUCACUUUUUUGUCCACAAAGAAGUUGAUGUAUCCAAAACUGCUGUGCAGUAAUUAAAUUCUGUGAAUGUUUGGAAAGCUUACUCUUUAAGUUGUCAAAACUUAUAAAUA